AUGGAAGCCACUCAAGAGUCUACCCAGCCGUGUGCGGACCCGCGCCGAAUGGGGCUAAACAACUCAGGGCUUCACGAGCAGGAUCUGGCCGACAUCAUCUGUAUCCUUCAUCCAAACUCUCAUGCAGCCCAUGAUGCGGUGGCUGCUACGGCGAGUCUGGGCAACCAACACAUUCUGCAACAAGAUGUCUUGGACUUCGAAGCCUCUGAAACUGCUGCACUCGACGUCGCGCUGAGGCUGUCAUCCAACGUGUGCGACCUUGGGGUGGGCUUUUGCUUCGGUCGCAACCGCGCCCGCUGUGAUGUCCUUCUGGCAGUGGACGACGAAGCCAAACGCGUAUCCAAUACUCAUUUCCGGAUCUACCUGACCGGCGACGGCAUUAUUAUGCUGCAAGACACUUCCACCAACGGCACCAUAGUAGACAACUGUCGCCUUCGAAAGAAUCAAAAAGAGAACAGUCGGAUGCUCACCAACGGCUCCGUCAUUCAAGUGGUGACUGGGAACCAGGGAUCUGAUGAGGUGCGAUUUGUGGUGCGGAUUCCAUCUCGUGAAGGCUUCGCUGUUCAAUACACCCAGAAUGUGCUUCGGUACUUUGAACGAGUGCAGGAGGUGGCCGGGGCCACGCAGCUCAAGGUUCGGAAUGGCCCGGCUCCACCUGUUCUUUCAUGGUCGGUCGCCAAUUCCUAUGGCAUGCAUUGGACGGGUGGUUCGAUGUACAACGUGACCGGACAGGUUGGAAAAGGCGCUUUUGCCACGGUCUACAAGCUGGCUACCAAGCAGCAUGGUGCGAUCUAUGCGGCAAAGGAGUUGGAUAAACGGCGUUUUAUGAAGAACGGCAUCCUAGAUCAAAAGGUCGAUAACGAGAUGAAGAUUAUGCGUGAUCUCAAACAUCCCAACAUCGUUCAAUACAUCGACCACCACGAACAUGACCGAUGGAUCUACAUCAUCAUGGAAUACGUCCCAGGGGGAGAACUGUCCACAUAUCUAUCCACCCACGGCAAGAUCGCAGAGGACAUGGUGCGGACGAUUGCUCGCCAGCUACUACGGGCGUUACACUACCUGCAUAAGAGAAGAAUCACUCACCGCGAUAUCAAACCGGACAAUAUUUUGAUUGCCUCGUUGGACCCACUACGCGUCAAGCUGUCGGACUUUGGGCUGUCGAAGGUCACCCAAGAGGAAACAUUUUUAAAGACGUUCUGUGGCACACUUCUGUACUGUGCGCCUGAGGUGUACCCAGACUACGAAACCUACCGGCGUGGCGAAUUGAGAAAGAGACGCCGUGUUGGAGAUCCACCUCCCAAAACGUCUCCCUACAGCCAAUCCGUCGACAUGUGGUCACUGGGUGCAGUGCUGUACCAUAUCCUGGCCGGAGUUCCCCCAUACUGCGGGCGCGCUGAGGAUCGUGGUGUCGCCAUGCUAAGAACCAUUAUGGAAACCGAGGCUGAUUUUGACAUCCUCCGGCGUGAGGGCGUAUCUGAAUCUGGCGUUAACUUCGUCGCUCAACUCCUUAACCGAGACCCCUUCUCGCGACCAAGCGAAAAGGAAUGCUUCCAGCACCCGUGGAUCUCUGGCAUCCCGGAUGUGGAUGAGUAUGAAGACGAUGACAUCUUGGUCGGCCCCCGUGUAGCUCUGUCAGUCAUCGGUGAGGCGGAGGAGGAGCUUGAUGCGUCUCAGCUAUCUAUCAAUGAGGAUCUUGCAUACACCUACGCAGCCGAUGCAGAGGAAUCAAGCAGCAAUGAAGCUCUCCCAAAAAAACCGCGCAUUGAAUACAUCCCCACAGAUAUUCGCUAUCCAUCGCUUCCCAAAAUUGAGAGCUUCCAGGAUGGCCAAAUGGUUGCCGAGAGCCACGCCAGGCGCCUCUUUGGCGAAGUCACGUCUUCAGCUCUGCGCAGCUCCUAUGCCCUUGGCCACACCGGUUCGUGGGAUGAUGGUGACUACGAUGCCGAGGGCUUUGCUUCUUCUGGUGAGUCGGUGAGCGAUGAACGCAGCGUCUAUUCGAUCAUUUCUCUCCCCGAGCACCCCUUCGGCGGCACCGCGCCCAGCCUGAUGGGCGCAGAGAACCUCGUUAGGCGACUGAAUAUGAACUCCUCGCUUCCUCUUUUCCCUGCCCAGACCGGCCUGGUUAACCAAACUUCGACGCGGCAGACCAGCCCCGGACAGCCCACGGAGUUCCCAAAAGCAGGUAGCACCCCACGUGGGGUGGUUGCACCUACCUCGAGUACCAACGAGACGACACCCAAGGCCCCCAAGAUCUCACGCCGUAUCGAAUUGGAGUUACCGGAAACUGCCAGUGAGCGUUCUGACAACAGUGCGCCCGUGAGUCGUCCUCAUUCUACCCACCCCCAGGAACUGCCUGCGGAAGCGGACUACGACAUCGAAUUUGCGACCACACUGGAUGCUCAAACUGGUCAGGCUGUCCUGGAGCAAUUACGCGCGGCCGAGGAACCACCGUCGGAGCCGAUCAUCCAUGAACAGCCUGACGCACCUGGUAUUCCAACAGACAUGCCAGUGGCCGAAUUUACGAAGCCACCCAAGCUUUUGGGCAGAUUGAGAAGCCUCUCAGGAUCCAUGUUUGAUUUAAAUCUUCGCCUAGAAAACCGGAUGACCUCGUGGGGCCGUGGACCGGACGCAACAGUCCGCCACCCCGACAACCUGGACGUCCGGAUUCCGGCAUACGCCCUCGAAAUCACCUUUUGGGCCCCCGGGCUCGAGCGCCGGAUCGCCGAAGGCCAAGACUGGACACAGGUCCCCGGCGUCAUGGCUGUGCUCUCCACGAAAACGCGCAAGUGCAUCUGGGUCAAUGGCACGGAGCUGCGCAAGGGCGGCCCGGAAGGACUACAGUUCGGCAAGCUCUACACCGGCGAUGUCAUCACUAUCUACCGGCACAAGGACAAUGGGGAGUUUCUGCAGCUGCGGUGCGAGUUCUACCACGGCGACAGCGCGCAGCCACGGCCCUCCCACGAGGCUGGGUUCGUGGUGCGCCAGGCGCUUGUAGGCAGGUCGGACGGGGCGGCGAACCGCGAGCCUGUUAGGCCGAGCCGCAUGAAGGAAGCCGAGGAGUAG
Penicillium canariense is the source of this 3063-nucleotide messenger RNA. RefSeq lists its product as uncharacterized. The record is from RefSeq and is a predicted model, not a curated record. Lineage: Eukaryota; Fungi; Ascomycota; Eurotiomycetes; Eurotiales; Aspergillaceae. Gene Ontology annotation, biological process: meiotic recombination checkpoint signaling; protein phosphorylation. Bases 1 to 3063 code for a protein of 1020 amino acids. Gene Ontology annotation, molecular function: protein binding; protein serine/threonine kinase activity; ATP binding. The transcript is spliced from 3 exons. Gene Ontology annotation, cellular component: cytoplasm; nucleus.